CUAUAAUCUUCUCACACGUUCACUAAGAGGCGGACUAUCCGGUUCCGGCGAUGUGCACCAUCCUGCUAAUACCGUUUUCAAGCUGCUCACGCGCGAAGAUCUCGGCUCUCUUCUCAUCGGUUGCUUUGUCACGAAAAAUCUACAGUCACAAGUUUUAUUAUAUUUGAAGUUUCCGGCGAACGACAUCGUCCUGCGGUCUUUCCGACCUUGGGUCGCUCUAGUUGCACGCAAAACGUUGCACGAAUAAAAAGCGCAUUUCUAUUGAAAUACGUGGCGCGACAAAUGUGAAACCCAUUUGCGAUCGAUUGCAAGGUCGCCGCGCGGUCCAGCCGGCACAUUCGUUUAGCCAACCGCCGUGUGUGUGCGUCACGAGAGACGGCUGGAAGCGACGGAAAAGUAUCAUAUAGGUGAGGCAUGGGUGGGUGAAGUCGGUGGGCUCUCUCGUGUAUUCCUCUCUCAGCAGACCUGGAUCGCCGAAGUAACGGUUUUACGUUCACACGAGCGAGAGUCGUGAGAUCCGUGCUCGUCGAAGAGGGUGUGCAAAAGUUCGCUCCGCGCUCCGUGUUUUUCGCACACAUCGUCGACCGGAUGGUGAACGGAGCGACGCGAGAUACCUGACGUGAAAUAUCCAUCGGAAAAAAAAAACAGAAGACGUGAUCACGAUGAGCUAUUACGGAGGUUAUGGUUACGGCGACGACGGCGGCGGCGCGGAAGAUUUGUUCGUUAAGGCGGCGGUCGAGGUCAAACGAUUUCUACCGUCGCUCUUCAACAUCAAAGUGUUGGGGGAGAAAGGAUCCGGCUUCAGACGAGGAGAAGUCCAGGACUUCAACACGCUCAGACGCGAAUGCCUGGCCACGGGACGGCUCUUCGAGGAUCUCGAGUUCCCGGCCGACGAUUCGUCGUUGUACUUCUCCCGCCGACCGGACAGAUACAUAGAAUGGAAGCGACCGAUGGAAAUCGCGGACAACCCCCAGCUCUUCGUCGAGGGUUUCUCGAGGUUCGACGUUCAACAGGGAGAACUGGGAGACUGCUGGUUGCUGGCCGCCGUGGCGAAUUUGACGAUGCAUCAGAAUCUAUUCUUCCAAGUGGUACCGGAAGAUCAGAGCUUCGAGGAGAACUACGCUGGAAUUUUUCACUUCAGAUUCUGGCAGUAUGGCAGAUGGGUCGACGUGGUGAUCGACGAUCGAUUGCCCACGUGUCGCGGGGAACUGGUGUACCUGCACUCGGCCGAGAACAACGAAUUCUGGAGCGCCCUUCUUGAAAAAGCGUACGCGAAACUUCACGGUUCGUACGAGGCGCUGAAGGGCGGCACAACCUGCGAGGCCAUGGAAGAUUUCACCGGCGGCGUAACGGAAAUGUAUCAAAUGGACCAAACGCCGCCGAACUUGUUCAACAUACUGUUGAAAGCCUACGAGAGAAGCUCUUUAUUGGGUUGCUCGAUCGAGCCUGAUCCGAACAUAUUAGAGGCCGAGACACCUCAGGGUUUGAUACGCGGUCACGCGUACAGCAUCACCCGUGUGAAACACGUGGAAAUUCAAACGCCAAAUCAGCACGGUACCAUUCCACUCUUGAGGCUUAGAAAUCCUUGGGGAAACGAAGCGGAAUGGAACGGGCCUUGGAGCGAUCAAUCACCUGAAUGGAGAUUUAUUCCCGAUCACGAGAAGGAAGAGCUCGGUCUGACUUUCGAUAUGGACGGCGAGUUCUGGAUGUCAUUCCACGAUUUCACGCGCCACUUCACCCAGCUCGAGAUAUGUAACUUAAAUCCCGACUCCCUAACGUCGAGCGAUAUCAGCGCCGGGAAGAAGCACUGGGAAAUGAGCGUGUUCGAGGGAGAAUGGGUGCGCGGAGUUACUGCGGGCGGUUGUAGAAAUUACUUAGAAACCUUCUGGCACAAUCCCCAGUAUCGCAUCACGCUAGAAUAUCCGGACGAUGACGACGACAAGUGCACCGUAAUCGUCGCUCUGAUGCAGAAAAACAGAAGAGCGCAAAAGAGAAUGGGAGCCGAUUGUCUUACUAUCGGGUUUGCGAUAUAUCACUUGCAGCAUCCCGAUAGAUUACCAAAACCGCUAGACGUUAACUUCUUCAGAUACAACGCGUCCGUCGGCCGUUCGCCGGCGUUUAUAAACUUACGGGAGGUCACCUGUCGUUUCAAAUUACCACCGGGUGUGUAUUGCAUAGUUCCAAGUACUUUCGAUCCGAACGAGGAAGGAGAAUUCUUGCUGAGAAUCUUCUCUGAAAACAAAAACAACAUGGAAGAAAACGACGACCAAGUUGGUAUUGGCGAGGUCGAUGAUAGGGUUCGCGACGAGCCAGAACCAGAUAACAACACAGAGAAAGUCCGAGAAUUCUUCAAAAAACUUGCUGGCGAUGAUUUAGAGGUAGACUGGAUGGAACUUAAAGAUAUUUUAGAUUUUGCCAUGAGAAAAGAACUACCGCAGUUGGCGCAUAGCGAGGCUCCCGUUGAAGAAAAUGGUUCGUUUGUCAACACUAUCAUCUCAUUGCUGUGUGGCAUUGUAUGUAGUAAUGAACAGUACAAUAAACCCGUAGAAACGCACGACAGAGGAUUCAGUAAAGAUAUAUGUCGCAGUAUGGUUGCUAUGUUGGAUACGGAUCACUCUGGCAAACUUGGUUUUGAGGAAUUCAAAAAUCUGUGGAACGACAUCAGAAAAUGGAGGGCCGUUUUCAAACUGUACGAUAAAGAUGAAUCGGGAUACCUAAGCGCAUUCGAAUUAAGACAGGCCUUAAAUAGCGCCGGGUAUCGCUUAAAUAAUCACAUUUUGAAUAUUUUGGUUCACCGUUACGGCACCAAAGACGGCAAGAUUACUUUCGACGAUUAUAUAAUGUGCGCUGUCAGGCUUAAAACAAUGUUCGAUAUCUUCAGAGAGAGAGAUCCGGAUCAAACCAACACAGCUACUUUUACCAUGGAAGAAUGGAUGGAAAAGACACUCUAUUCAUAAUUAAAAAAAAAAAAAAGAAGUUUAUAUUUUAUCAUAUUAUACAACGAUACUCCGAUUUUAUUUAUAUAUUUAAAAUUGUUUCUGAUGAUAUUAAUAACGGCAGUUGUAAUUGCGAUCAAGAGAAUUUAUUUUUUAAAGACAUAGAGACGAGAGAGAGAGAAAGUGUUCCUGGAAUGUAACUGCCUUAAAAAACGAUAUAUUGUGAGAUCUGUUACUCUCUUAUCUUCAAAUUGAUAUUUUAUAAUAAGCAUAGAAAUGUACAUGUGUUUAUAUAAAGAUCUAAAAUAUACAUAUAUUUAUAAAAGA
Pseudomyrmex gracilis is the source of this 3263-nucleotide messenger RNA. It is a transcript of the gene Calpb, whose product is annotated as calpain-B-like. Bases 663 to 2957 code for a protein of 764 amino acids. Gene Ontology annotation, molecular function: calcium ion binding; calcium-dependent cysteine-type endopeptidase activity. Gene Ontology annotation, cellular component: cytoplasm. Gene Ontology annotation, biological process: proteolysis. The transcript has 16 exons. The record is from RefSeq and is a predicted model, not a curated record. Lineage: Eukaryota; Metazoa; Arthropoda; Insecta; Hymenoptera; Formicidae.